Messenger RNA from Aspergillus japonicus CBS 114.51, 930 nucleotides. RefSeq names its product shikimate dehydrogenase family protein. The coding region runs from base 1 to 930 and encodes 309 amino acids. Gene Ontology annotation, molecular function: shikimate 3-dehydrogenase (NADP+) activity. Gene Ontology annotation, biological process: shikimate metabolic process; chorismate biosynthetic process. NCBI's taxonomy places the organism in Eukaryota, Fungi, Ascomycota, Eurotiomycetes, Eurotiales, Aspergillaceae. The record is from RefSeq and is a predicted model, not a curated record. The transcript has a single exon.
AUGGACUCCCCUCAACCCGCACCCAGCAAAUUCUCCUACCUUGUGGGCAUCGGCGUAACCCACUCCAUCGCGCCGCCCAUGCACAACCACAUCUUCCGCUCCCUCGGCCACGCCGACUGGCACUUCCAGGCCCAAGAGUGCGCCACCGUCGAGGAAGCGAUGGCGCUCUUCCGGGCGCCGACCUUCAGCGGCGGCGCCGUGGUCACCAUGCCCUACAAGCGGACGAUCAUGGCGCACCUGGACGGGCUGGACGAGCCGGCCGUGAAGCUCGGCGCGUGCAACAACGUCUACCGCGCCGCGGACGGUGCCCUGCGCGGCACCAACACCGAUUGGCGUGGGGUGCUCGGGUGCCUGGUGGGCGCCAACGCGUCCGGGAGGGGCAAGCCCGCGGCGAUCAUCGGGGCCGGCGGCGCCUCUCGCGCGGCGGUGUACGCCCUGCACGCGGAGCUGGGCUGUUCCACGAUCUACAUCGUCAACCGGGACGAGGGCGAGGUGCAGGAGCUGGCCGACGAGUGUCGGCGGGUGUACGGUGGGGGAUUGGCGCUCGUUCACGUGAGGCAGGUCAAGCAGGUGGCGGCGCUGCCGGAGCGGCCGUUCUACGUGGUUGGCACGGUGCCGGACGCGGAGCCGACCACGCCCGAGGAAGUCGAGGUGCACGCGAUUGUGGAGGCAUUCCUCGCUGCCCCCGGCGAGAGCACCGAGAAAGGCGUGCUGCUGGACAUGUGCUUCAAGCCGCGGCGGACGCGGUUCCUGAAGGCGGCGGCGCGGCACGGGUGGACGACGGUGGAGGGGACGGAGAUCAUCGGCCAUCAGAUCCAGGAGCAGUACCGGCUGUGGUGCGGGGAGGAGGCGAGCAGGAGACUACCGGUGGAGGAGGCGUGGGCGGUGCUGCGGCGGGCGGCGGAGGCGAGCCCGGCGAUCAAUUUUUGA